AAAUUUUUCAGUCCCAAAAUUCAAAUACACAAACUUUUUUUUCCCGCAAUGAGGCCGGCGGUAGUAUUUGCCGGAGUAUUUCUUUUGUUGGCACUGUACUGUGGGUUUGACCCUUUUAAACACAGUGCGAUUUCUGAAAUCAAAGACUUUAAAGCUUACAGAGUUGAUCCACCAGCUUGGUCUGAAAUCCCAGUAGAAAAGGAUACUCAAAACUUGCUUCAGAAAUCGGAAAUCAAGUUUUUGAACCAGAUUCAGGGCCCGGAAAGUAUCGCAUUUGCCCCGAAAGGUCGUGGGCCAUACACAGGCAUAGCUGAUGGGAGAAUUGUGUUGUGGGAUGGAGAGAAAUGGACUGAUUUCGCAUAUACCUCUGCUAAUAGGUCUGGCAUUUGUGACCCAAAACCAUCACCCCUGAGCUAUUUAGAAAAUGAACACAUCUGUGGUAGGCCUUUGGGAUUACAGUUUGAUAAAAAACAAGGUGACUUGUAUAUUGCAGAUGCAUAUUUUGGGUUGAUGAAAGUAGGGCCUGAAGGCGGACUAGCAGAAACAUUGACAACUGAGGCUGAAGGAGUGCCUCUCGGAUUCACAAAUGACCUUGACAUUGAUGAUGAAGGAAAUGUCUAUUUUACAGAUAGCAGCACCAAGUACCAACGAAGGAAUUAUAUGCUGCUGGUUUACUCAGCAGAAGAUAGUGGGAGGGUUCUGAAGUACAAUCCUAAUACAAAACAAACCACUGUUCUUGUUCGGAAUCUCCAAUUCCCAAACGGUCUGUCACUAAGCAAGGACGGUUCCUUCUUUGUAUUCUGUGAAGUUGCCAAGGGAAGAUUACAGAAGUACUGGUUGAAAGGCGAGAAAGCCGGGACCUUUGAGGUGAUGGCAGUCCUCCCAGGAUAUCCCGACAAUGUCAGCACAAAUGAGAGAGGUGAAUUUUGGGUAGCAAUCCACUGUCGCCGUACCAUUUACAGCUAUAUAAAUUCCAUACAUCCACAACUUCGUCUAUUCUUGCUGAAGCUUCCUAUCCCAGUAAAACUCCGAACCCUCUUGCACCUUGGAGGCAAGCUACCCGCUAUUGUUGUGAAGUAUAGCCCUGAAGGUAAGUUGUUACGAAUAUUGGAAGACGAAGAAGGGAAAGUAGUUAGAGCUGUAAGUGAGGUUGAGGAGAAAGAUGGGAAGCUUUGGAUGGGAAGUGUGUUGAUGCCUUUCAUUGCUGUUUACCAACUAGAAUGAGUUAAAACACUUAAUUUGUCAAAAAAAAAAACUCUCUACUUAGUUCCUUAUGGUUGUUUGUAGCAUCUAAUUUAUGAGAAUCAUCAAUAAAA
Solanum verrucosum is the source of this 1316-nucleotide messenger RNA. RefSeq names its product protein STRICTOSIDINE SYNTHASE-LIKE 3-like. The record is from RefSeq and is a predicted model, not a curated record. Bases 49 to 1224 code for a protein of 391 amino acids. Gene Ontology annotation, molecular function: strictosidine synthase activity. The transcript is spliced from 4 exons. Gene Ontology annotation, biological process: biosynthetic process. Lineage: Eukaryota; Viridiplantae; Streptophyta; Magnoliopsida; Solanales; Solanaceae.